Episyrphus balteatus (marmalade hoverfly) is the source of this 500-nucleotide messenger RNA. Its product is annotated as adult cuticle protein 1-like. The record is from RefSeq and is a predicted model, not a curated record. The transcript is spliced from 2 exons. The coding region runs from base 89 to 370 and encodes 93 amino acids. NCBI's taxonomy places the organism in Eukaryota, Metazoa, Arthropoda, Insecta, Diptera, Syrphidae.
AAAAGUUGAUCUACUUUCAGUUAUCAAAUCAGAAUUCUUCUAAAGCUUUUCAGUUUUAAGUCUACCUUUCAACACAAAAAAACACAACAUGAAGUUCGUCAUUGCUGCCGUAGUCUUGUUGGCCGUUACCAUGGGAGUUCAAUCAUCUGUGAUUCUUGGUGCUGGUCCAACUUUACAACAAGGUCCAAUUGUUAUUGGAUGGGGUGCAAGUGUACCAGUUGCUGCCAAUAUUGAUGUUGCGUCUAUUGUUGGAGUACCUGGAGCAACUUAUGUCGCUAAGACUUUAGGCGCUGUACAUGCUGCUCCAUUGCCUGGACACACCCAAUCUGCUGUUGCAGUUAAUGUUAAUCCAGCGCCAGGAACUUUGUAAUUUUUCUUAUUGAUCUGUGAAACUUUGGCUGAUUUACUGAUGAAUUGUUGACCCUGAUAUAAAAUUAGAUUUAAGUAUUGCUAGUUCAUGUUUAUAUUGUUGGCUUGAUAUUAAAAGAUUUCAAUAAUGA